AGCCGACUCCAACCAAAAACCCUUCAAAACCCAACACCAACCUCUCCGAUGUCACCUGGCUCACCCUCAAACUCAAAGAACUACAACUCAAACAACAGCAACAACAACAGCAACAACAGAUUCUACCAACAGCAACAACAACAACAACAGUAUCACUUUCAACAACAACAGCAACAACUUCAGUAUCAAAAUCAACACCAGCAGUUCUUAUUCCAACAACAGCAACAGAACUACCAUCGGCAACAGCACUCACUACUACAUCAUCAUCAUCAUCAUCAUCAUCAAGCCUACCAGCAGAACACAAUCAAUCCAGCCAACCAACAACAACAACUCACACCCAGACUACAAACCAACCCAUCCUACCCUCAACCACUCAUCCACCAUCGACAGCUACAGAAGAACAACUCAUCCUCAAGCAAACAACACUCUCCAAACUACCUCAGAUCUCAAGCUCAACUCAUCCCAAACGGAAGCCCACUCCCAUUACCACCACCACCUAUCAUACCACAAACAGUCUCAACAACAACCAAUCAAUCAAACCGACAUCAUCAUCAUCAGCAGCAGCAGCAGCAGCAUCGUCAAAACCACCAUCAUCGUGACUCAAACCGUAGGAACUAUCGACAGUCAUCCUUCAGAACCAAUCUCACCCUACCUCACCAUCCAAGUUUACCCAAACCACCCAAUCCUGAACGAUCUCAAACCAUCCCCUUACUAUCACUCACCAACAAUCAAACUCAAGCUCACCAACAGCAACAGCAGCAGCAGCAACAACAACAACAACAACAUCCUCAUCCUCAUCAUCCUCAUCAUCACCCUCAACCAUCAACCUCAUCAACAACAACACCAACAACAACACCCACUUCUUCAUCAUUCUCAAAAUCAAAUACCAACAACCCAAACUCAUCAACUCACAUCCGCCACAUCCAUUCCCCCUCCACCUCAACCCUACAAAGCUCACUCCCACCGGACGAACAACUAGGGCUCGGUGGCCCUCAAGCCGCCGGAUAUUUCUCACCAUCAGCCAUCGAAUUAAACCCAUGGCGUGGUUGUUCCCCAUGUAAAUGGAAAGUUCCACUCCUCAACACCGGACUACCCAACUCUCCUGCAAGAGAUCAUACCAACCUAGCCACCAUUGAUGAGGAACUCGAUCAGACCCACUCUUCAGUCUCACACCUCGAACAAGAUGAAUGGAAGAUCCGCUGGGCAAAACUAUCAUUGGUAGCACAACAAGAAGCCUCACACGAUCAACUAAAACCUCAGAUAGCCAACCAACUUCAUUCCCUCAGACUCCAUUUCGUAUUUGACUCAGAGGGACAACAAUCAGUUCAGGGAUUGGUUGUUUGGGUCUAUGAGAUCCCCGGUCGACUCGGCCCAAAGCAAUCAUACGAGCAACCUCCUCCUCUAAUCGAUCCAAUACUCAAAACUUAUCAAACUUUUGAAAACCAUACUCCGAUCAUCAAUCAGCCAUCUCCAAUCAAAGCAUGUCAAUCCGUCAUCUCAUACGGCGUUCUAUCGUAUUCACAACUUUUUCCAAAUCUCUUCACUCGUUCUACCACCUCAAAUUCAAAGCCUCUCCUGCCACAUCUUUCUCAUCCGGCCAAGAAUAGGACCGCUAACGAUUUUCUUGUGGAUGAUUCGAGUCAAACAAAUACGAUACCUGCCUACGCUAACCUCCUACGAGCCCUCAACCAGCACAUCAUCACUCUUGCAGUCCAAUCCCCCGACUCGACCCCCUUUCCUGGUGCCUGUCCAACUCGCUGGAUUCGAUGGGGUCCCGAUCGCCUUCUCUCCGUCCCACGGGACGAUUCCUUAGAGCACCUCUAUCGUAACCUGAAUCGCGACUCAACUCGACUCAUGGGUGCCAUCCUGACUACUGCACCGGCUCUCGUGGUCGAAUUGAAAUCUUGGCUCAGCUCUCGGGUUGCAAUGUGCCAGCCCAGCUUCACCGCUCGGCGUCUGGCCCCGAUGCCACCCCUCCCCCAGCACAAUAUACCACCCGGCUUCCCUCUCAUCCUCGCUCCUUUCCCAAAUCUCCGAGCUCAGUAUGUCAGGAUGUUUGGAAGAUUCAACCAUUCUCUGGUCAGAUGCAAAUCAGGAACAAGCUCUCAAUCGUCCAACUUUUCAAGCACUCGUUCCUCAUGGCUCUCUGACUCCCCCUCAAUCCCCAAUGCAUCUUGGAUUUCACAGCAGAAACGGAUCUGCCGUGCCGAAUUGAAACAUUUUGAGAAACUCAAACAAACUUGGCGGCUCGCCGCACCCUUCAUGGAAGCUUACCCCGAAACUCACCCAACUUCGGCUACCAAUGCUAACCAACGGAACUUUGAGAGUUGGGUGGUUUGCAAGAUUACUACUAACAACUCGGAAGCAGUCAAUCCGGAAACCAAUGAUAGUCAAGAAAUCGAACUGGUCUGGCCCGUCGAUCAUUGUUUACUCGACUUGGAAAGCUGGAUCGAAAGUGCCGAGCAAAAUCCACCUCCUCCUCCUACAGAAUCCGAUCCACCCGCUAGUCUGACGCCUUCGUCCAGAAUAUGUUUCCCCCGGGCGAGGUUGGCCAACUCCUUGAUGAUAUCUGCCUACGAGCCCACGGAUGAGUUGGCAGAGAAUGCCGGAUCUUACAUCGAUUGGGUUGCUCAAGAGCGUGAACUUCAACGUCGAGCAGCCGCGGCGGCUGGGAAGGAGAAGACACCCCAGAAAACCGAAUCGCCUCCCUCGAUGACCGGCGGACGUGCAGGACUGGGACUCAAUCGAGGCAGAGGCUCGGGCUACCCUUCUCCCAGGUUCCAGCGUCACACCUCGACUUCAACCGCUCGUGCAUCGCCCGUUCCGCCUCAUCUCAUCACUCCCCGAAUGUCAAAGAAACGGCUAAGAGACGAUGGCGAUGACCGCUCGAGUAGUCAGAACUCCACCAUCUUCCCGCCCUCUAUCAUCCCCUUCGAUUGCGGUAUCGUCACCGCUUCUGACCGGGGAGACUCCGCAACCGUUGAUUUUGCUUCGAACGGUUUGAGUGAUGAGAACGGAAUGGAUAUCUAUCAUGACUCGACCGCUACCAACUUGCCCGAUCCUCCUACAUCACAACCACAAGAAGAAUGCUCAAUAUCCACCGUCAUCAGAGACGAACAACAACCACUGAGCAAUGACACUCUUCAUCAAUCUUCUAGUGUCGUCCUAGCUCCCUCAAGCCAGCCGGGUACUACCAGUUACCAGUUCGUGAGUGCUCAGCAGGGAUCUGGAUCUGGUUCAACAGCCUCGACAAUCUCAUAUAAUACCAAUUUGUUUGAACAGCCCACCCCUGGUUCGGUCUCGAUCUCGGGACUCACCCCUGGCCGUCUCAAUGGCUUUACUCCCGAUGCUAAUAACAACUUCAACAACAACUUCAACAACAACAACAACAACCAUCCAUCUACUCAAACUGCUCAUUACAGCUCACCGAUUAAUCAGAAUCAUCACUCGACCACCACUGAUCCUGCCGGCCCAUCUGAAGCCGACCAGUUGGCUAUCUCUGAGAACGCCCUCAGAACUCUAUCACUCAUGUCGUCCUCCGAUUCAGGUCCAUCGGACAAACUGUUCCGUUUUGUUGAGCCGGUGGGCUAUGAAUCGGUUCGUUUCAGCCACACUCAUACUGUGGUCGAUGAUCAUUAUACCCGUCGUGGUGGCAAAUACGCGUUGCCUCCCUCGCCGCAUUCCUUCAGCAGCCCAGAAGAUGAACAGGGAGACGAUGCGCUGGAUAUCGUAGACCAGGAAGUCUUGAGAAGAGCCCGUGGACCGCUCCUGGUGCACGUCUCAAAGAAAUUGAUGCGUGCGAUCGACCCUCGGGCGAAGGUUGCAAGGACGCUGUUCAACAGUGCCUUCCGGACUAGCGACUCACAACAGUCGUUUAGCCGUGCUGAGCCGCUGACGAGCUCUGCAAUAGCUUUAACCACCCAGGGGGGCACCGGGUACACCGAGUCACCCGCAACACCACGUUCAUGGGUACCCAUUGGAUCUUCGAAUGAUAGUUCUGAUGGCUCGACCUUCUCGGAAGACGAGGACGAGCCGGAUGGGAAUGAAUUUAUUCGGUCGAUCGAUGCCCGAGAUCGAGGAUCGUACUCCUCGACUACCUCUUCCUGCUCCUCUGAUGACGAGAGAAUCAUGGCCAUCGAUCGCGAAUAUCAACACGCGAUCGCGGCAAAGAUCGAACAGAUCGAAAGAAGCCUGAAAGACGUCUUGGAGAUCCAGUAUCGUUCUAAGUUCUUUUCCAUUCAGCCAUCAUCCAACCACAGUUCUCGACCUCCUCAGAAUCUCUCCCCCGAAGAUCGGACGAUCAAGCCCAAACACAUCCCCCCGGCGGUCAGGAAAAAGUUGAAAAAUUGGGUAUCUCAACUGGCUACCCAACUUGAACAUGACCCGAAUUUAGAAGUCUUGCUAGAAACCGUCUUACCCUCAACAUCCUCACCGAAAGUUACGACGAAUGAUACCAGGAAGACUACUGAAGAUUAUAGAGUCGUCUUGGAUUUGGCUUCUAUGCCGAUCAUCAAUGGAUUUGAUUAUUACAGACCUCUGGUGGAUGAUGAAUACGAGAUUCAAGAAAACCGAACCCAAAAUAGUACUACUCAGAAGAAGAAAGCAGAAGAGGAAGAAGAGAAAGAAGAAAAGAAGAAGCUUGGGAAACAACAGAUGAAAGUCAAAGAGGUAGAAGAGGGGGAUCAACGGCCCUAUCUGAUCAAAAAAUUCACCAAGGCACCCGCCUCGAUCGUCGUUAAAAUCAAUGAAGGCAAGCAGAAGAUCGCCUUCUCCCUGAUCUCCCAACUGUUUAAAUAUUGGAUCAAGCUCGGCUUUGAACCCGUCAGUGGCCAACGUGACUCUGUCCUCUCCGUCAUCUUUCCCAGACCCCUUCCUCGCCAUGCACAUCAGCCCAAGACAAACUCCAAGGACCCUUCCCUCGUUGACUCCGGAGCUGAGACCUUGUUUGUGAAUAGUCAACAGGAUAAGCAUCCUCUCUCACACCUCAAUCUUCCUUCUAUUCACCAUUGGUUACUCGAAUUGGCUCACACUUACAAGUCCUGUAGGCUAGGCGAACUCUCGAUCGGAAAGAUACACGAAAAGAUGAAGAGUCUGGGAGUAGGUGAGAGAGAGAUUGUGGGACUAGACGGGAGGCCGGUGACUCGGCUGCUGAUCUCACGCCACCAGCUCUUAGAUGACCGGCCGGCGAGUCUGAUCAGCUUUGCAAUGCGACUGUACGACUCGAUGAAGAUCCACGUCCAUCGGUUCACGGCCCCCGGCUUGAGUUUUGAUCCCUAUCUCACCCCAGCACCCAUCCGUCCAGGCGAGUGUCAACCCCCCUCUGAGUCGGAGGAUUCCUCCAGCGAUGCAGGAGAGCUGCCGGAUCGAGCGGGCCAACUGCACCAUUCCACCGACGAACACAAACAGCCCAGGACAGAUGGUCGGAGCCGGCAUAGACGACCAUCCGACCGCAAGUUACUCUCCGGCCAUGCCUUCUUCCUCACCGGGAUCCAGAAGCCUACCCAACUGAACAUCCGCUGGCCGCCAAGUGGGAUCGACGUGAGUGCGCGACACAGGAUGCUCCACAUUGGAUACCUCGUUGGCCCGCAACGCGCCUGGGUGCUCGUCAGCAUGGUCGACGAACUAGGUCAACAACAUCAGUUGGUAUUGAAGUUUCCUGCCAGCCCAGCCUCCUCCGACUCUUCCCUUCCCUCUCAUGCCCCCGCUCAGAAACAGAAAGCCUCAUUGUCGCGCGAGCUCGACGAGCAUCGCUUGGAAAUGCAGAUCGUCAGCUCUGUUUGGAAGGUCUCUCGCAAGAUCAUCUUGUCUACGAAUGUGGAAUGGAGAGUCGUGAUCACGAAAUUGGGUCGGAUCAAGCCCAUAGAAUAUGAAGCAUGGUGUGAAUUACUUUCGCAAACCUUGCCGGCGUCGGAGGUAGCGUUCCAUGUGACGUUAUCCUCGGUGAUGAUGAGCGACGUGCCGAUGUUACGACGGGUCGGGGCGGGAGAAGGGCCAUCGACGACGAGGCUGAGUACGACGAGACGUGAAAGUGUGACGGAGGGUGGCGGAGGAGGCGAGGGGGCGUCGGAUCUGGAGAUGGGGGAGGUGGAGGGGCCGGAGGAGGGGGAGGAGGGUGUGGGCGAUCGGGCGGAGGGUGUCGAGGAGGGCGGCGGGGGCGGCGGGGUGGAGAAGCUGGGCGGAGGGCCCGAGCCGGUCUGGGUCGUCCACGAGUCCACCCUCCGGCCCCACUCCAGCUUCGAUCCUCAAAGUCCGAGCUCCUCCAUGCCCCGCUCCGUCAACGCGACCAUCGUCCAUAGUCUUAGCUCCUCGUACAUCUACAGCCACCAGUGUCCCGUCAGUCCGGGCUCGCUCGACUCUUUCCCCUCCGGAACAACACCAAGCGGCCGCGGGGGCAGGUUCAGAGUGGACUUGUUGGGCACCGCCGCGUCUCCUGCAUCGGUCUAUCAGGCUAAUCUCUUCCAACAUCGCGAGGAAAUCGUCCACUCUCUCGUCCUUCUUUCGAGACUCAAGCACCUUCGAUCUUCUUCUUCUUCUUCUUCUCAGCAUCAUCCUUCUCAUUCCGGUCCGUCGGAUCGUCCAUCGACCGAUGUUGAUGUUGAUGAGGAUGAUGAUGAGACGAAGGCGGCGGGCGCUGAUCUGGCUCUCCUGCCCGGCCAUCUGAGCUCUCUCAUCGUCCUCGCCAGGCUCCUCAACUCCCAUCUCCAUCGGCUCUCCGACCUCUUCCUCCUCGAUCAGACUCAUCUUCCCUCAGCACUGCUCUCGCCUUCUGCUUUCAAGCAGCACGACCUCGAUGGCCAACUCGAUCCUUUCAAUCAUCAGCUGGACCAGUUGGAUCCCCUCAUUCUUCUCCACAAUUGA
Puccinia graminis f. sp. tritici CRL 75-36-700-3 is the source of this 6858-nucleotide messenger RNA. RefSeq lists its product as uncharacterized. Lineage: Eukaryota; Fungi; Basidiomycota; Pucciniomycetes; Pucciniales; Pucciniaceae. Gene Ontology annotation, cellular component: mediator complex. The transcript has 5 exons. The coding region runs from base 49 to 6858 and encodes 2269 amino acids. Gene Ontology annotation, molecular function: transcription coregulator activity. The record is from RefSeq and is a predicted model, not a curated record. Gene Ontology annotation, biological process: regulation of transcription by RNA polymerase II.